This is a messenger RNA of Rhizophagus irregularis DAOM 181602=DAOM 197198, 924 nucleotides long. The record is from RefSeq and is a predicted model, not a curated record. Lineage: Eukaryota; Fungi; Glomeromycota; Glomeromycetes; Glomerales; Glomeraceae.
AUGGCAUUUCCAAACAACAAUUUUGAUAAUUCAAAUUCAUCACUUGUCGCUGCGGCUCUUAAAUCAUUAACCGGUUUACCCAUUAUAUCACAAUCCCAAUAUUUGAAUCAAAUACAAAAUGGAAAUAAUAACGCUAUUUAUCAAAACAUAAAUCCAGUGUCUCUCCAUAGUUCUUAUUUAGCUGGUGGGGAAGUACAAAAUAAUAAUGACGAUUCUAAUCCUCAUUAUUCUUUGCAAGGAAACGAAAAUAUCAAUCAAGAUUAUUCCGAUUCUCAAUUUGUUUCUGAUACCUCUUUUUCUACUCAAGAAUCUUCUCACUUUUGUUCUGCAAAUAAUACACAAUGUUCUAUUGUAAAUCCGAAUAAUUUUAUGAUGUCUUCUUUACAGCAACAAAUUACUCAUCUUCCUCAACAAAUUUCUCAACAAAUAUUCCCUUUUCAAGUUUUUCAACUAGCUCAAUCACACAUUCCUCAACAAAUUCAAUCGCAAUUGUCUCAAAUUCAGGUGCAAUUUCCUCAACAAAUUCAAUCUCAGCAAUUGCAAACUCUUCACUCGCAACAAUCGCAACAAUCUCAAUUUGCUGAACCGCAACAAUCUCAAUUUCCUCAACAAAUUCAAUCGCAACAAUCUCAAUUUCCUCAGCAAAUUCAAUCGCAACAAUCCCAAUUUCCUCAGCAAAUUCAAUCGCAACAAUCCCAAUUUCCUCAACAAAUUCAAUCGCAACAAUCCCAAUUUCCUCAACAAAUUCAAUCGCAACAAUCUCAAUUUCCUCAGCAAAUUCAAUCGCAACAAUCUCAAUUUCCUCAACAAAUUCAAUCGGUACAAUCUCAAUUUCCUCAACAAAUUCAAUCGCAACAAUCUCAAUUUCCUCAACAAAUUCAAUCGCAGCAUUCACAACCAGUGUUGGCAUUGGACUCAUUUUAA